This is a messenger RNA of Aspergillus oryzae RIB40, 1290 nucleotides long. Its product is annotated as calcium/proton exchanger. Gene Ontology annotation, biological process: intracellular calcium ion homeostasis; calcium ion transmembrane transport. Gene Ontology annotation, molecular function: calcium:proton antiporter activity. The transcript has 3 exons. Lineage: Eukaryota; Fungi; Ascomycota; Eurotiomycetes; Eurotiales; Aspergillaceae. The record is from RefSeq and is a predicted model, not a curated record. Bases 1 to 1290 code for a protein of 429 amino acids. Gene Ontology annotation, cellular component: fungal-type vacuole membrane.
AUGACUGGCGGCUCGCAGAAUGGCUCUAGGGAGCCCAACGAAAGAGAUGCCCUGAUCGGUGACACUAUUCGGGCCAACUCCGGCCUUGUUCCACGCCAUAAACGCAGGCCGUGGGCUUACUGGCCGGUAAGAGUCGUCCACUUGACAUGGGCUACCCUUGUACGAGAUUAUGUCAAUCUCCUCCUCGUGUUCGUGCCAUUUGGCAUUAUUGCUGGCGCUCUUGGCUGGGAUAGUACUGCUGUUUUCACAUUGAACUUCCUAGCAAUCGUGCCGCUGGCAUCUCUGUUGAGCUUCGCGACCGAGGAGCUAGCAGCUGCGAUGGGUCAGGCCCUAGGCGGAUUAAUGAAUGCUACCUUUGGCAACGCUGUGGAGUUAAUCGUUAGUAUCAUUGCCCUGAAGGAUGGGCAGAUCCGUGUCGUUCAGGCUAGUAUGCUCGGUAGUAUACUGUCUAAUAUCCUCCUGGUGUUAGGAUGCUGCUUCUUUGUUGGGGGUAUUCGUUACUCUGAACAGUCCUUCAACACAACGGUGGCGUCGACCAUGUCGUCACUGAUGACCGUUGCAUCUGCUUCUUUGAUCAUCCCCGCGACACUUUACGCAUCUCUGUCUUCAACUGGUGAUGAAAAGACCAGAACCGAGAAUAUUCUCAUUCUGUCACAUGGCACUGCUAUCAUUUUGCUGAUUCUAUAUGUGAUGUACCUUUAUUUCCAACUUAAGUCACACGCGUCGUUCUUUGAGGAAGCCACCCCCGACCCGGAAAAUUCAGGCGAUGAUGUGGCGGAAGAGGAGGAAGAGCAUAUCCUUUCCCCAUGGGCUGCCUGCGUUGUCUUGGUUGUGGUGACAAUUCUCGUCGCCGUAUGUGCCGAUUAUCUUGUUGGAAGCAUUGACCCUAUCGUGGAGAAGACUGGUAUGAGCCGAACCUUCAUUGGUUUGAUCCUCAUUCCCAUUGUAGGAAAUGCUGCGGAACAUGUGACAGCGGUUGUGGUCGCUUGGAAAGGAAAGAUGGAUCUUGCCAUUGGGGUUGCCAUCGGCAGCAGUCUGCAGAUCGCUCUUUUUGUCACGCCCUUCCUCGUUAUUCUGGGCUGGAUCCUGGAUGUGGAUAUGACUCUCCACUUCCACAUCUUCGAGACCGUUGCCUUUUUUAUCUCUGGCUUGGUUGUAACAUUCCUUAUCCAGGAUGGAAAAUCAAACUAUCUUGAAGGCGGCUUGUGUCUGGGAAUGUACGUGAUUCUGGCUCUGGCAUUCUAUGUAUACCCGGAUCAGGCCACCGACGACGCCCUAUUUCACAUUUAG